UUCAGAAAGCUCGGAUGCCAAUGACCUCUCUUACAAAACUUUAUAUGAAUCUUCUUUCGGGGCUGCAUUUACUGGACUAGUUUUUGGUUUAAUGAUUACAUCUACGACCUGCCUGAUCCGUGAAAGGCUUCAAAAACAAAAGAACAAAGCAGUGUAUAUACAGAAUCAUUAUGAACCACCAAGCCAAAAAAUUCAAAUGAAUGAUGUGUACAAUGAAAUAAGUGAUGAACGCAAUUUCAAAGAUGCACAACAGAUAACAGAACAACUUCAUUCAAGCAUGACAUCCAACACAAUGUGCGGUGUUUAUAACCAUCUCCGCGAAUUACCAGCAGAUGACAGAGAAAACAAUUACGAACAUGUACAUUUAUCAAAAACUGAAGAUCCCUCACCUGGCCAUUGUGAUGGCGCUAUUGAUGGUGUUCCACAUCCUGAUAAAAGUUCAGAUAGGGACGAAGUGGUUGAUGAUAACGACGUUUUGUUAGAAAGUGAUAGAUUUAAAUCAAAUGAAAACUACUUUGUUCUAGAAAAGCAGUCUUUUACCAGGGAAAGUCUAAACCAAAAAGGAAAUAAUCAGUGA
This is a messenger RNA of Saccostrea cuccullata (small rock oyster), 577 nucleotides long. RefSeq lists its product as uncharacterized. The record is from RefSeq and is a predicted model, not a curated record. NCBI's taxonomy places the organism in Eukaryota, Metazoa, Mollusca, Bivalvia, Ostreida, Ostreidae. The coding region runs from base 92 to 577 and encodes 161 amino acids. The transcript is spliced from 4 exons.